This is a messenger RNA of Musca domestica (house fly), 1719 nucleotides long. RefSeq names its product WD repeat-containing protein 37 (gene Wdr37). The transcript has 5 exons. Gene Ontology annotation, cellular component: preribosome, large subunit precursor. The record is from RefSeq and is a predicted model, not a curated record. Gene Ontology annotation, molecular function: protein binding. The coding region runs from base 192 to 1634 and encodes 480 amino acids. Lineage: Eukaryota; Metazoa; Arthropoda; Insecta; Diptera; Muscidae.
UCACUUCGGCUUCGCCCUCUGCUCACAUCCUAACAAGAACAAACAGAAAUAAGAAAUAAAUAAAACAGGAAAAAAAAAACAAAAACUGAAGGCUUCGUUAUGUUAAUUUAAUUAGUAGAAACGGAAAAAAAGAAGAGGAGAAAAACUAUAUAAUUGGAUAUUUUUAAUAUUUAUGAAAAUUGUAGGCAAAAAUGAAAUCAUCGAAGCAGCGAAUGACGAGCCUAGCAGAAGAUAUAGGGAUACAUGAAACUCCCUAUCGUGCUAAGCUGCAUCAUCUUUUCCUUCAAAUCGAGAAAGAGUUUGAACUUUUAUAUUUGGAAAAUUUAAGCUUGCAAGAAAAGCUGGACGGGUACACCAAUAAGGAUUCACUUCAAUCUUGUGAGAGAUCGACUUCGACUAAUCCGAGUGGAGCUAAUCCGUCCUCAACCAUUCCACAACCUACCGCAGUAACAGGUGCUGAGGAAGUAGAUACAACGAGCGGAGGACCUGUUGUUUCUGGAAGUAAAAGUUUCAAGUCAAAAUUUACUUACAGUGGAGGCAAGGUUAAAGCCAGCCAUAAAAUCAAAGCGCAAACUAGUCGAAUCGUAUCUAGCUUUAAAGCUCAGUCCGUAGUAAGCAGUACAGUUAUGAGGGAGUUUUGCGGACAUAAAGAUGGGGUAUGGCAAGUAGCAGCAAAAGUAGGUCAGCCUAUUAUUGGGACAGCUUCGGCAGAUCACACAGCUUGUAUAUGGGGCAUUGAGAGUGGUCGAUGUCUUCUACAAUACACUGGUCAUGUUGGAUCUGUUAAUUCUAUAAAAUUUCACCAAAAUCGUGAUUUGGUUUUGACAGGUAGCGGCGAUGGAACAGCUCACAUAUGGCAAGCCGCAGUUAACUGGGAUGUAUCUAAAAAAGGUCAUUCAUCCGAAGAGGAACUUGAUGACAGCGAUGAACAAGUGGAAGAUCGUGAUCGCGUUGAUACUUUACGUACACCACUUUGUGAAUUUCAAGGACCUGGAGGUCACUUAUCUGUAGUUGUAGCCGCGGAUUGGCUAGUAAAUAUGGAUCAAAUUAUUACAGGAAGCUGGGAUCGUACUGCUAUUUUAUGGGAUGUGGAGACUAGAGAGCCAUUACAACCUUUGAUGGGUCAUGAUCACGAGUUGACGCACGUGUCGGCUCAUCCAACCCAAAGACUAGUUGUGACUGCGUCCCGAGACUCCACAUUUCGCCUAUGGGAUUUCAGAGAUCCGAUUCCUGGCGUGUCAGUAUUUCAAGGUCACACUGAAAGUGUGACAUCUACAGUAUUAACCAAAGACGACAAAGUGGUAUCAGGGUCAGAUGACCGCACUGUUAAAGUGUGGGAGUUGCGAAAUAUGCGUUCGGCUUUGGCUACAAUACGUACGGACUCUUCUGUGAAUAGACUAGCAGUAUCUAAUGGUGGUAUUAUAGCAAUUCCCCAUGACAACCGACAGAUUCGCUUAUUUGAUUUAAAUGGGCAGAGAGUUGCCCGUUUACCCCGAACAAGCCGCCAAGGUCACCGGCGUAUGGUUUCAUCCGUGGCCUGGGCGGAAGAGCCUCUUUUAAACUGCGAUUUGUUUUCAUGCGGGUUUGAUCGUCGUGUGUUUGGCUGGUCCAUCAUUUUACCAAAAGAUAAUUAAGUUAUUCCAAAAAGAAUCUUAUAACUGACGUAAAUAUGUAUUAUUGUUUUUUGUUCAUUAAAAUUGAUAUAAAAUAACAUUUAAA